Molecule: messenger RNA, 2009 nt
Organism: Kogia breviceps (pygmy sperm whale)
Lineage: Eukaryota; Metazoa; Chordata; Mammalia; Artiodactyla; Physeteridae
Source: RefSeq, a predicted model, not a curated record
UCACUCAAUGGGACAGAGAAAAAAAAAAACAGAGCUGCUGUAGACAAAUUUAGGAACUUGAAGGGAAAGUAGGUUUCAGGGGGAAAUUGGGAAGAGUCUGUGCUGUCUCAGAGUGGAGGCGUCACAUGGACCUGGAAUUGCAGAUGUCCAAGGACAGAGUCCUGAUGUUCUGAGUGAGGGCCUGAUGGCCUUUGAAGACGUGGCUGUGUACUUCUCCCGGGAGGAGUGGGCGCUCCUGGAUGCAGCCCAGAGGGCUCUGUACCGCCGCGUGAUGCUGGAGAACUUCACCCUCCUGAGCUCGCUGGGACUCUCUGUCUCCCGACCCCGCGUGGUCCUCCAGCUUGAGUGUGGCGAGGAGCCCUGGGUUCUCAGUGGGACAGACGUGACCCUGGCCAGGACUGCCCAGAGGAGGCCGAGCCCUGGUUCCCCUCAUCUGGCAGAGGACAGAGAUGUUUCUGGAGAAGCAGCAUUGCCGGGGGCCUUCCGGGACGGCCUCUCUCUGGCACCGACUAGGGUUCUCCCCAGCGCUGGUGCCUCUGAGCGCCGGAAAAGCCUGGAGGGUCGGCGCGGUGCGUCCCCCUCUCGGGAGAGGAAACCCACAGGGGUGUCUGUGAUCUACUGGGAAAGCGGCGAGGCCAGCGUCAGCCUGAGGCUGACCUCUUCCCUGCGGGCCCCACCCGGGGAGAAGGCCCUCGCAGACCACCCUACGCCAGGCAAGCAGCCGAGGGCGUCAGAGCGGCAGAAGCCGUACGCCCGCGAGGCCCCGGGGAAAGCGUUCCCGGCCGCCCCCGAGGCUCAGGGGGGCCGAGGAAUGGGUGCGGCUUGGCGCGAGCCUCAGAGACUGCUCGAUGUCCCAGAGCCCCCGGCCUGGGCCGAACUGGGCGAGGCCCUGCACACCGGCCCCGGCCUCCUCUCUGGGGAGAAGCCCUUCGAGUGCAGGGCGUGCAGCAAAGUGUUCGUGAAGAGCUCGGACUUGCUGAAGCACCUGCGCACCCACACCGGGGAGCGGCCGUACGAGUGCGCGCAGUGCGGCAAGGCCUUCAGCCAGACGUCGCACCUGACGCAGCACCAGCGCAUCCACAGCGGAGAGACGCCCUACACCUGCCCGGCCUGCGGCCAGGCCUUCCGGCACAGCUCCUCGCUGGUGAGGCACCAGCGCAUCCACACGGCCGAGAAGGCCUUCCGCUGUGCCGAGUGCGGCAAGGCCUUCAGCCACCGCUCCAACCUCAGCCAGCACCGCAAGAUCCACGCCGGGGGCCGGCCCUACGCGUGCGCGCGCUGUGGCCGCAGCUUCUGCCGCAACGCGCACCUGAUCCAGCACGAGCGCACGCACACGGGCGAGAAGCCCUUCGCCUGCGCGCUCUGCGGGGCCGCCUUCAGCCAGGGCUCGUCGCUCUUCAAGCACCGGCGCGUGCACACCGGCGAGAAGCCCUUCGCCUGCGCGCAGUGCGGCCGCGCCUUCAGCCACAGCUCCAACCUCAGGCAGCACCGGCUGCUGCACACGGGAGAGCGGCCUUUCCGUUGCUCGGACUGCGGCAAGGCCUUCGCCAAGGGCGCCGUGCUGCUCAGCCACCGACGCAUCCACACGGGCGAGAAGCCCUUCGUGUGCGCGCAGUGCGGCCGCGCCUUCCGCGAGCGCCCGGCCCUCUUCCACCACCAGAGGCUCCACACCGGUGAGAAGCCCGCGCGGCGGCCCCGGGCCGGCCCGCUCCCCCAGGCCAGGCCUCCUUCGGGGGCAUCGUCUGAAGGCACACUGGGGAGGGAAGCCGGGCCCACUGCCGCCUCGGGCCCAGCCACGGUUCCGAAGACGGCUGACCCUUGAGGUCGCAGCCCCAACCUUCCCCGGCCUGCUGUGAGCCCCUUGCAUGGGGGCGGGGCCCCGCCCUCUGCAGAGCCGCGCUGUGGAGGAGCUCUGCGCGUGCACUGCCAUUCCCCCUGCACGUGGGGACAAGAUUUGCCUCUUGUCAGCCACAGCUCACUCCUGCAGCCCCAAGAGGUCACGCUGCACA